This is a messenger RNA of Quercus robur (English oak), 950 nucleotides long. RefSeq names its product 50S ribosomal protein L10, chloroplastic. Gene Ontology annotation, biological process: translation. The coding region runs from base 78 to 755 and encodes 225 amino acids. The record is from RefSeq and is a predicted model, not a curated record. Gene Ontology annotation, cellular component: large ribosomal subunit. Gene Ontology annotation, molecular function: structural constituent of ribosome. The transcript has a single exon. NCBI's taxonomy places the organism in Eukaryota, Viridiplantae, Streptophyta, Magnoliopsida, Fagales, Fagaceae.
UAAAAGAUAAGCCCAACAAAACACACAGAGACACACUCACAUCCUCUCUUUUCCUUCACCACCGUCAUCCACCAAUAAUGGAAGCCACUCUGCUCAGCUUUCCCUCUCAUUCUCUCACCCAAACCAAAACUCAAACCCAUUUCCUUUCAAACCCACCUCCAUUCCUCUCUUCCAAAUCCAAAAGACCCAGCAAGCUCUCAAUCCGCUCCGCCAUUUCCCGCAACAAGAAAGAAGAAACAGUUGAGACUGUGAAAACCCAGCUCGACGACUGUCAGCUCCUCGCCGCAAUAAAGUACAAAGGCUUCACUGUCAAACAGUUCCAAGAUCUCCGGAGAUCUUUACCCGAAACCACAACACUUGUAGUUGCGAAAAACACCCUUGUUUACAAAGCCAUUGAGGGUACUCCAUGGGAGGCUCUUAAGCCUUGUAUGACGGGGAUGAAUGCUUGGCUCUUUGUUCACAGUGAGGAAAUCCCAGCUGCACUUAAGCCUUAUAGGGAUUUUCAGAAGGAGAAGAAGCUUGAAGAGAAUGACUUUAGUGGUGCAGUUUUUGAGGGAAAGUUUUAUGCGCCUGGUGACUUUAAGACGCUCGAGAAUAUGCCUACGAGAGCUGAGAUUUAUGCUAAGAUGUUGGGGUCUAUAAAGAGUCCCGCUUCGAGCUUAGUCGGGACAAUACAGGCGCCAGCGAGGGAGUUGGUGAUGGUUUUGCAGGCGUAUGUGAAGAAGUUGGAAGAGGAAGGUGGUGGUGGGCAAUAGUGGCUGAGGAGAAAAGGAGCAGCACUUUUGAGUUUCUGCUAUUCUUGUAAUUGUAAGUGUAUUUUGGAAACAGCUCUUCCUCUUUUUUUGUUUUUCUUUUUUACUUGUAGCAAUGUUGCUGUUAUGGUUGAAAUUGGGGGAGCAAUUGAAUUGAAAAGAAUGCAAGUUGUAGAGUUGUGUCAAAUUGGAGGUUAA